UUAGAGACAAGACCACCCUUCAAAGCCCAAAGUGUGUCACAGCGAGUGUAUCUAUAAACUUGAAACAACAGUUUUGACAACGCAAAAUAAUUUGUAGAAAACACGGUGAGAGAAGAAAAAGGGUGGAACAAGCACAACGGGGAGAGAAAGAGAGAGAGAGAGAGUGGUUCUUCUCACUCUCGCAUUCCAUAGAUCAGAUCCAAACACUCACAAUUCCUAGAUCUAUUUCCGCUCUCCGCCCGACCUCUGAAAUUUCUGAUUCGUGAUUUCAAUUUCGUGUUUUCGCUGCAAUUAGGUUUUCGGAGAUCGAAUGGCGUGCAUAAAAGGGGUGAAUCGAUCGGCGUCGGUAGCGCUGGCGCCCGACGCGCCGUACCUUGCUGCCGGGACCAUGGCUGGCGCCGUUGAUCUGUCAUUUAGCUCGUCCGCAAAUCUAGAGAUAUUCAAGCUCGAUUUUCAGUCGGACGAUUCGGAACUGCCUGUCGUCGCCGAGUGCCCGAGCUCCGACCGCUUCAACCGUCUCACGUGGGGGAAGAACGGUUCUGGCUCCGAAGGAUUCGGUCUCGGCCUCGUCGCUGGUGGGUUGGUGGAUGGCAACAUUGACAUCUGGAAUCCUCUCACUCUGAUCCGCUCGGAGUCAAAUCAAAGUUCUCUUGUUGGACACCUUGUAAGACAUAAAGGACCAGUUCGUGGUCUUGAAUUUAAUGUCAUUGCACCAAAUCUUCUCGCAUCUGGUGCUGAGGAUGGUGAAAUUUGCAUAUGGGAUUUGGUCAAUCCUUCAGAGCCUACACAUUUUCCACCACUAAAGAGUACUGGCUCUGCUUCCCAGGGAGAAAUUUCAUUCUUAUCUUGGAACAGUAAAGUCCAGCACAUAUUAGCAUCUACUUCAUAUAAUGGGACCACAGUGGUCUGGGACCUGAAGAAGCAAAAGCCAGUGAUAAGCUUUGCAGAUUCGGUCAGAAGGAGAUGCUCUGUUUUGCAGUGGAAUCCUGAUGUUGCCACACAACUUGUUGUCGCAUCAGAUGAAGACGGUUCUCCUUCUUUGAGGCUUUGGGAUAUGAGGAAUAUAAUUUCACCAAUAAAGGAGUUUUCGGGACACACUAGAGGUGUGAUUGCAAUGUCGUGGUGUCCCAAUGAUAGCUCUUAUUUGCUUACCUGUGGUAAAGAUAGCCGAACUAUAUGCUGGGACAUGAUUUCUGGAGAGAUAGCCUACGAAUUGCCAGCUGGGACCAACUGGAAUUUUGAUGUGCAUUGGUAUCCUAAGAUACCUGGAGUAAUAUCAGCAUCUUCCUUUGAUGGAAAAAUUGGUAUAUAUAAUAUUAAGGGUUGCCGUCAAAGUGGUGCUGGGGAAAAUGAUUUUAGUGCAGUACCACUGAGAGCACCAAAAUGGUACAAGCGUCCUGCUGGCGUGUCUUUUGGUUUUGGAGGCAAACUUGUGUCUUUUCAUCCCAGGGCAUCUUCCACAGGUUCUCCUGGUGCUGGUGCUUCGGAGGUUUAUGUGCAUAAUUUGGUCACUGAAAAUGGUCUAGUGAGUCGGUCUUCUGAAUUUGAAGCUGCCAUACAGAAUGGUGAAAGGUCUUUGUUGAGGGUUUUAUGUGAUAAAAAGUCACUGGAAUCAGAAUCUGAGGAGGAAAGAGAAACAUGGGGCUUUUUAAAAGUUAUGUUUGAAGAUGAUGGGACCGCACGGACAAAACUCCUCUCACAUCUUGGCUUCAAUGUACCUAGUGAAGCAAAAGAAGUUAACGAUGAUCUUUCCCAAGAAGUAAAUGCACUUGGACUGGAGGAUACAACUGUUGACAAUGCUGGACAUGUGGCUACUAAUGAAUCAGUUAAUUUCUCUGCUGAUAAUGGAGAGGAUUUCUUUAACAACCUUCCUAGUCCAAAAGCUGAUACCCCUUUAUCUACAUCUGCUGGCACUUUUGUUGUUGCUGAAAAUGCCAAUGGUUCCGAGAAAAUUCAAGAUGAUGCAGAAAUGGAAGAAAGCAGUGACCCUUCAUUUGAUGACAGUGUUCAGCAUGCUUUAGUUGUUGGGGAUUACAAGGGGGCAGUUAUGCAAUGCAUUUCUGCAAAUAAAUGGGCAGAUGCAUUAGUUAUUGCUCAUGUUGGGAAUGCUUCCUUGUGGGAAAGUACACGUGAUCAGUACCUUAAAAUGGUCCGAUCACCAUACUUGAAGAUUGUAUCAGCAAUGGUGAGCAAUGAUCUGUUGAGCUUAGUGAACACUAGGCCCCUGAAAUUCUGGAAGGAAACCCUUGCUCUUCUUUGUAGUUUUGCUCAGAGAGAUGAAUGGACCAUGUUAUCAAAUAUUAACAGUUAUCAUUACUUUUUGUUUUCACCGUUGCAAAAUUGCCACUUAGCAUUAUUAAAACUUGUAAAUUGACAUAAUUAUAUAUUGUUGGAUUUAAUGGAAAAGACUAUUGUCCUUGCCUUGGCAACUGGGCAGAAGCGGUUUAGUGCUUCUCUAUGCAAGCUUGUUGAGAAAUAUGCUGAAAUUUUAGCUAGUCAAGGGCUAUUGACUACAGCAAUGGAGUAUUUAAAACUUUUGGGUUCUGAAGAACUGUCGCCUGAACUUACGAUUUUGAAAGAUCGAAUUGCACUUUCUACAGAACCUGAGAAAGAGUUCAAAACCGCUGCUUUUGAAAAUACUCAAGCACAUGGUGGGUCCUAUUACGGUGCCGAUAAUUCCAAUUAUAAUAGAAAUUACUAUCAGGUAAUUUUUGUUCUUUGGCAUUUUUUUGAUGCAAUAAAAAAGUUGCUUCGGAAUGUAAUUUCAAAUUCAAGUGGUGGCAAUGCAACCAUUUCCUUGAUAUGCCAGAAGAAUCUGAAUUUCUCAAGUACUGUUGUUGCACCACCUCCUUUGAGAACUUUUGAUCCUCAAACUCCUCCCGUGCUUAGAAAUGUGGAGCAGUAUCAGCAGCCAACAUUGGGUUCUCAGUUGUAUAAUACAACCACCAAUCCACCUUACCAGCCUACACCCUCUGCUACAUCACAAGUGGGCUUGGGUCAUGGCCACAACCUGUCUCAAGUUGCUGCCCCUACACCAAAUCCAAUGGGAUUCAUGCCAGUCCCCAGUUCUGGUGGUGUCCAAAGACCUGGGGUGGGAUCAAUACAACCACCCAGUCCCCCUCAAGUGCAACCUGUGCAACCAGCUGCCGCUCCACCCGCUCCACCUCCAACUCUGCAGACUGCUGAUACUUCAAAAGUACCUGGGCAUCAAAUGCCUAUUGUCACAACAUUGACAAGACUCUUCAACGAGACAUCAGAUGCCCUGGGAGGUUCCCGUGCAAACCCAGCAAAGAAGCGGGAGAUAGAAGACAACUCGAAGAGACUUGGUGGGUUGUUUGCCAAGUUGAAUAGUGGAGACAUUUCCAAAAAUGCUUCUGAUAAGCUCCUUCAGCUUUGUCAGUCAUUAGACAAUGGUGAUUUUGGUACAGCCUUACAAAUUCAGGUUCUUCUCACUACUACCGAGUGGGAUGAAUGCCAAUCCUGGUUAGGUUCACUCAAGCGGAUGAUCAAGACAAGGCAGAGCGUGAGACUAAGUUAAAAAAGUUACAGAUUUCAUUUUACUGAUUUUGGAAAAUUUUCGUGUGAUUAGCGUCUUGCAGCAGUGAUUGCUUAUCCUCUCAUCUAUGUACACAGACUACUGCCAUCACUAGAUUUCAGGUGCAGGGGUUUUGAUUCUAUGUGCUUCUACAAUUUCUUGCUGUGUCUGCAGCUUUCACAUCGACUGUUAUUAAAAGCUGUUACUGAAGAUAGUUUUCAGGAAAUGAUCAGAAAAUUUAGCAGAUUGUUUUUCAAUCGAUAUUUGUAAUAUGAAGAACAGUGUUUUUUCUGUUUGUUUGACCUAAACUUCCAGAUGGUUUUUUCCUCUCACCCUUCUGGUACCGUUGACGCUCCAAGCUCCAUUUUUAGAUCGAUGUUUCCUUUUUCUUUUUAAAGAAAUAUUUUGUAUCACUCUAGUCAUAUAAGUACUGAUUGAUCGUCAAACAGGUGAAUAAUGUAGCAUCAUGUUUAUUUAAUCAUCCAUCAUUUAAUUUCUCCAA
This is a messenger RNA of Vigna umbellata (rice bean), 4037 nucleotides long. The record is from RefSeq and is a predicted model, not a curated record. NCBI's taxonomy places the organism in Eukaryota, Viridiplantae, Streptophyta, Magnoliopsida, Fabales, Fabaceae.